AUACCAAAAAAUUUUAAAAAAAAUUUGUUCACUCUUUGAAUGAGUCAAGGACCAAUCCUUCUAGUAGUUCAGAUAGGGUCCAAUUAUGACUGAAACGCGAUUCUGAAUAAUAAUAAAAACUAGCAAGACUUUUCGUUAUGAACUUAAAGUUCUUGGAAUUGUUCAAAAUUCAGAACAGGAAAGCCGGCAAUGGCAGAUUUUCUUCCCAAACUCAUUUUCAUAAUUUAAAUACUAUUAUUUGAUUUGUCAACCUUGGUUUCUCGGCAAUUUCUGUCUGAUCCUCACCUAACUUCCUCAUUACCCAUAUAUUUUGCUUGAAAGAUUUGUAGUAUAGACUAAAUUACUAAAAGCAACCUGUGGUCAGACUCAAAGGGAUCUCUUUCUUCAAGUUACUUGUACAAUUGAUUGCAAUCGUUAUGGCUUCCAAGAUUCUAGUUUGCCUCAUCUUGUUUGCAGUUAUAAAUAUUGUUGUAGUUGUAGAUUGCAAUUCGGAAGGUGAUGCUCUCCAUGCCUGGAAAACCAAAUUGGUCGAUCCAAACAAUGUUCUUCAGGGCUGGGACCCUACCCUCGUUAACCCUUGCACCUGGUUUCACAUCACUUGCAACAGCGAAAACUCUGUCACAAGGGUGGACCUGGGCAAUGCGGGACUAUCAGGACCCCUUGUUCCAGAGCUUGGACUUCUUCCAAAUCUUCAAUUUUUGGAGGUAUUUGGCAAUAAUAUCAGCGGGGGCAUUCCAACGGAGAUUGGUAAUUUAACUAACCUUGUCAGCUUGGGUUUGAACCAUAAUCAACUUUCUGGCCCUAUACCUGCUUCUCUUGGAAACCUGGUUUCUUUGUCAUUCAUGAGGUUGAAUAGCAAUAACUUAAGCGGAACAAUUCCCACAGAAGUAAUUCAUCUUAUUCAAGUUGGCAAAUUGAGGGUUAUGAACGUAUCAGACAAUAUGUUGGCAGGGACCGUCCACCGCACAAAUCUUACAGGAUUUGCUGUGACAACAAUAAUACAAGAUCCCAGGGCUGUGAGUAAAAGUAAUUGAGGAACAGAAGAUAUGGCAUAUGGGAGAUACACUACUACCUUUGUAUCAACACCAGACAGCUGUUAUAUGAUAUGGGAUUUUUUUUUUUCUUUUGGAUAAGUUAAAUAAGUCAUAUAAUAUGAGAAUUUUUGCCCAUUGGAAUUAUCGAGCAAGAACAAGUAUAAUGUAAUGAAAUUUAAAAAUUUUCAAUUCUUAAAAUAAAGGAUCUCAUUGAUAAAUUGUUAUGUAAUCAUAUAUAUCAAAACAUCAAGAGCAGAACCAUGUUUAUCUCUUUUAAUUAAUUCGGGAAAUUUUCCAAGAAUACCAAGUUAGAUUAUAGCAAAUCAACAACUAUUG
Messenger RNA from Durio zibethinus, 1370 nucleotides. RefSeq names its product leucine-rich repeat protein 1-like. Lineage: Eukaryota; Viridiplantae; Streptophyta; Magnoliopsida; Malvales; Malvaceae. Gene Ontology annotation, molecular function: protein binding. The record is from RefSeq and is a predicted model, not a curated record.